This is a messenger RNA of Mya arenaria, 1428 nucleotides long. Its product is annotated as endoplasmic reticulum resident protein 29-like. NCBI's taxonomy places the organism in Eukaryota, Metazoa, Mollusca, Bivalvia, Myida, Myidae. The record is from RefSeq and is a predicted model, not a curated record. Gene Ontology annotation, cellular component: endoplasmic reticulum lumen; endoplasmic reticulum. The transcript has 4 exons. Bases 45 to 812 code for a protein of 255 amino acids. Gene Ontology annotation, biological process: protein secretion.
ACUCCUGAUUUUCAUUGGUCCACAUCAUCAAAAUAGAAAGCAGCAUGUUUUGGAAGAUGACAAUGUUGUUAAUUUUGGCAAUUUUUGCCUUUUUUAGCGCAGUUAGUGCUGAUGUCGUGAAAGGAGCAGUUCAACUCAAUUCCGGCGUUUUUGACAAGAUUGUUGAUAAACACAAAGCAGUGCUGGUGAAGUUUGAUGAGACUUAUCCAUAUGGGGAUAAACAGGAUGCAUUUAAGAAAGUUGCAGAGGCCUGUAUAAGCCAGAGUGACCUGCUUAUUGCUGAGGUCCAAGUUGCAGAUUAUGGUGAGAAGGACAACAUGGAUCUUGCUGAGAGGUUUAAGGUGCCAACAAACAAGGAUGCACACCCGACCUACUUACUUUUCCUGCAGGGCAGAGAUGAACCAGUCAAGUAUGAAGGCGAUAAGCUUCAAGCUGACGACAUCAAGAAGUUUAUCAUGAAAGAAUCAGGUUUGUGGAUUGGACUGCCUGGCUGCCUUGAGCAGUUUGACGUCCUCGUAAAGCAGUUUUUCUUGCCCUCGGCCAACAGGGAUGAGCUCAUCGCACGUGGAGAAGAGCAGGCAAAACUCCUCUCAAAGGACGUAGAGAAAACAUCAUCUGACAUGUACAUUAAAAUCAUGAAGAGAGUUGCUGAAAAGGGCACAGGUUUUGUAGACUCGGAGAUUGAAAGGCUGGAAAAACUACGCUCUGGAAAAUUGAGUGAUAAGAAAAAGGAGCAGUUAGCGGAUAGGCUCAAUAUUUUGGCUACAUUUAGUGUUAGUUUGGCUCAAUCUGGAAAAAAAGAUGAAUUGUAACAGAAAAGAAAACAUGAUUUUUAAAAUUGUUUUGUGCAAAUCUACGAAGAUCUUCAUAAUCAAAAUCCUAGAUUUGGUUUGGUAUCCUAAUUGUUAAUUUGUACAUCAGGUUCUUUUGGGGGAAUAUACUUCUUCCAAUUGGAAACAUUUGAUAAUAUUGUUUAUACAAGGUGAAAACCACUAUGUUAUGGUAUUUUUCAAUACAUUUCAUCAAUUGUUAUUUAAUCUUUUUCAUGUUUUUAUGCAGUAGACAGCUUUUUAUAUAUUUUGUUUGUAUAGAGUUAUGGGUCUAUAAAUCAGCAUUUGUCUUACACAGGAAGUGCUCAAGAUUAUCUUGUUUUAAGCAUAGUCUAAUCAAGUUCUACUAGUAUUUGAAUUGUCUGAGUAAUUAUUGAUACACUAUUAUAACUAUAAAUGUUUAAAUUGCAUGUUUGUGUACUAGUAAUUGAAAUGUUAUGAAUGGAUGGAUGAAAUGGUGUUUUAAAAUGUGUGUAAAUUUGUUCAAAACUGAUUCCAAUCCACAGCCAGAUUGAUUUUAAUGUUGUUUGUUAAUGAAUCUUGUCAUGUCUUGUAAAGAGGGCAUAAUUCAAUCAAUAAAGCAUGUAUGGAAAUGUUA